Molecule: messenger RNA, 2397 nt
Organism: Phyllotreta striolata
Lineage: Eukaryota; Metazoa; Arthropoda; Insecta; Coleoptera; Chrysomelidae
Source: the annotation of a GenBank genome assembly
AUGCCAGUGGCCAGCCUCACAUCGAAGGUUCCAUUUCGACCGAUCAAAAUGAAACGUUGUUUAGUUGUAAUUUGUUGUUAUCUAAGUUUAUUUAGUGAAUUUGGCUCCGAUACCGCCGCAUCUAUUAUCAAUAUCAAACACAAGAACGUUUGUCCUGUUAUAAAAUUAAAAAAUGGAGUGGCUAAACGAAGAACCCCCAGAUCGAGGGUAGUAAAGUAUUUUUGUAACAGAGGUUACUUAUUAGCGGGGGAGAAACACAGCACUUGCGUCCGAUCUGCGUGGGAUCCCCCGCCUCCGAGAUGCGUGCGCCCGACUUGCAGGACAAUUGGCAAACAACUUAAUUCAGACAAUCUCGUCGUCUACCCGACGCACAGCAACGCCGUGCAGCACUUCUUCUGCAAAUUGGGCUACGCAUUGAACGGCCCUUCGGUCAUUUACUGCGACGGCACCAACUGGAGCAGCCACGUUCCGACGUGCCUGCCGACGGACGCGAAGCCGAAGCUCAGCUGCGACUUCGAGACGGCGGAUUUGUGCGGCUGGACGCACGACUUGAACCACGAUUUCGACUGGACGAGGGAGAACUUCAACACGCCGAGCGGCUCGAUCGGAACCGGCCCGAGCUUCGAUCACACCAAAGGGAUCGGAAAAAACGGUUACUACAUGUACAUCGAGUCGUCGACGAGGGUGGAAAACGACACGGCCAGGCUAAUAUCGCCCGUUUACGACAAGACCGACGACGAUGUGUGCUUGGAGUUCUUCUAUCACAUGUUCGGGUCCACCAUUGGAACGCUGCGGGCGUACGUGAAGCCGGUGAACGACUCCUGGAGCUUGGAUCCCAAGUCGGCGAUAUUCUCCAAGAGCGGGAAUCAGGGGGAUAAAUGGUACAGGAGCUACCACCACUUGGGCGUUAUGAAAGACGAAUUCCAGAUUAUUAUAGAAGGUGUAAGAGGAUCUAAUUACAUAAGCGACAUCGCUAUAGACGAUGUUAAGGUAAUACUGAAUUGCACGGACGAAGGGGAAACUACUACUGUAACAAUGGAAAGCGCUACUUACAACGAGGUAAUUCCAACGGUCGAUACCUGCGAAAAUCGCUGCGGUAAAACGGAACCUUCCACGAACGAUAACUAUCAUUUAACCUGUGACUGCGAUUUUGAUUGCGUCGAUGCGCACAGAUGUUGUCCAGAUUUUUUUGAUGCUUGUUUCGGAUACCUAGUCUCGACGACCGAGAGUACGACUUUCGGCAAUGAAAAUACAACCAGUCGAGUACCUCUUCUGGAAACCACCACCGUCUCAACAAAAGAAACGACCCACCCUACUCGCACGAAAACGACUCAAACAACAACGAAACCACCCUCAAAACCCACCCAGAAGCACCCCAGGCCUGUGGUGUACCUCCAAACACCGCGACCCACUACGGUGAUUUACCGGAAAAUCCUCCCUACGUCUAAACCGCCUCCGAGCACCAAGUCCUCCAACGAAAUCGGCAACGGCUUCGACGACGCUUUCGACGUGCCCAAACCCCCCAACAACGACGAGGGUACCUACGAAGUGGCCGAAGGAGUCGACGAUUUUCUGUCGAGCGAAAUCGAAAACACCAUCGAGGGCAAUCCCCUGCUAACCAGCUUCAACGAGAGCAAACUCUACAGCACGACCUACGUCGAAGAGGGGAAGCCCAACGUGCUGGUGAUCGUCAUCAGUACGAUGUGCAUCGUGGUGUUCGUCUCGGUGACGACGUUCGGGGUGCUCCGAAGGUACCGUUUCAACAGGGGGUUUAUGUCGUACAACAGGCACGGUCGGGGCGACGAGGUCAGGUUUGUGAACACGUCGGAUGAUCUCGAUUUUUCCCUGCCUGAUAACUAUGAGUCCAUGUAGAGCGCGUUGGAGAUUUUUUUUGCUUCAAUUAUCUAGCAAAUUUAUAUUUCUGUGUACUAUGAGGCAAAUGUAUCAAACCAGUAGUAGGUUAAUUAAAUUAAACAUGCCUGUAUGGAAACCUUUUGAAUACUGUAGAAAAAUUGAGACCAGUGAUGAUAAAUAUAAUGAUAUUAAUUUUUUUUUAUGUUUAUAAGAUUUGGCUCAUAAGUAGGUAUAUUUAAAUUGUGAUUGUUUCAUCCACGCAGUAUUAAUUGAGGUGUAUCUUCAAUUAUUAUAAUUUACUCGAUAAUUACAAUAAAUGUUAUAUAAUUGCCAUUGCAGAAUCAUUGCAGGACCACUGCAAGAGCUAAAGAUGUUUGGAAAACCUGUGAUGGAAUUAGUACGAGUACAUAAUUAUUUCAUCUUUUUUUUUUUGAAUUACCGUUUGAAAUAAAUAUUGAUUAGUUUAAAAUUUUCGUUGUACUUUACCGCUACACGCCCGAUAAUCUAAAAGACAAACAUUUCAGGAACGCUAAUUUAUCCACG